AAUCCAAAAUUGACAGCGCAUCACUUCAUUUUAAAAACAUCAUGAACAAUAUGUCAAAAUAGUAAAUCUGAAGUGUUUGGUUUUUUUAAGUGAUGACGAUCGUUCCCUCAUUUGCCAUUUUCGAAGAAUAUCAUCAUUUUCCAUAGUGGACAGUAAACGAAAGCCCCUAACCGAGCUACCAACACUUCUUGCGUAAAUUUACGAUGGAUAAUCCAGCUGGCACACAGGAAGGGCCUCCGAAGAAGGGACCCCUGGAGAAUCUGAGCCGCGAGGAACUCAUUAGGAAAUGCAAGGGUCUUCUAGGAUUGGCACAGAAAGCAAAACAGGCUAAAGAUGAGUUUGCCGAGGAAAACAAGAAGCUCAAGGAAGAACUGAAUAAAUUUGAAACUCAAAAAGACGCUGAUAAAAAAUCUCUGAUUGCUAUGAAGGAAAUUGUAGACGCUUUGACCGAGAAUAAACUAACGCUCACGACGCAAGUGGCCGAUCACAAAGCUCAGUGCGACAGGCUGCAAAGUGAGUUGCAAAAGUUUGAUCAAAUGGCGAUCGAGAACGAGGCCUUGAAGCGGCAAAUGAAGCGAUUGAGCGAUGAAAAUGAGGAACUGCUUACAGACCUAGAUGCGAUGGAGAAGAAGCUAGACCAGGUAAAUCAGUUCGGCAUACAACAACAAAAAGAUCUCGUGUUACUGGAGAAAGAGACUGCAAAAUGGAAAGAUCUGGAACACUCCGUAGAAGAACUUCAAAAAGAAUUAAAACAAAAAGUAACAGAAAAUGAAAAAUUGGAGAGUAAAUGUAAAGCGCUAGAAGAGGAAAUUUCCGGUCAUAAAUCACUUGAAGAAACCCAAAAUCUAAAAGCAAUACUUGAAAAUAGUCAAACACUAAUUUCCACUCUGCAGACAGAAAAAACUGACUUAACAGCGAGACUGGAAGGCCUCGAAAACAAAACCAAAAACAUUGAAUCCUAUGAAAAGACAAUCGAAAUGCAAGCCUUAGAAAUAGAACAACUAAAAAAAUCAAAUGACAAACAUGCUGCACGUCUUCAGCUUUUCAAAUCAAAAAUAGUUGAAUUUUCACUGAAAUUGAAGAAAUUAAAAAAAUCUCGUGAAAUUCUGAUAGAAACGGUUCAGGAAUAUGCCCAAUCUGUACCUAAAUGGCAGAAGGAAAUCAUGAACGCUUCGAAUCAGAUUUCAAACCAACUUUUGUCUGUAGACCUGGAGCGAAAGGCGCUGGAAAAAGAAGUGGCUCGGCUCCAACACCAAUUAGAAAAGCAAAAGACUAAACUGCGAGUAGAUGAGGACGUUUCUCGACUAGAUAGAAACCGGUUACAGGAGCUAUGCCUUUACGUUGAUAGAGCUUACUUGGAGUACCAGGAGAAAGUUGAACAGUUAGGUAUCAAGUGUGGAGAAAAUGAAGAUUUACGAAGGCAAUUAUCUGAAUUAGCCGAAUGUCUUUCAAAAUCCCAAUCUGAAUGCGAAGAAAAGGUUAAGGAUAUCGCAGGGCUCGAAACUGAUAUUGCUGCACUUAAAAGUAAACUGAAUAAGACAUUAGGUAAUACUGAUACCAAUUUAAAUGAUGAACUCAAACAAAAGCUUCAUCAAACUGAACUGGAUUAUGCCGUCAAAAGUAAAGAACUAGAAAAUCUAAAAAAUCAAUUGGAUGACAUCACACUUAAACACUCCAAGGCGAUUGCUGAAAAUGAUGACAAAGCCAACGAAGUAAGACAACUGAAAGAAGAACUGGAAGCGGUGCGUCUCGAAAUGUCUAAGUUGACCGCGGAAUAUGAAAAUCUGCAGCAAACAAUUCAAAUUAGCAACACAUCCUCGGAUGAAGCGGUGAAGCGUUUGGAAAGUGAGAUAUCUUUGAAGGCUGCUGAUCUACGAAAUCUAGAACAGGAGAGAAAUAAUCUUUGCACAAGUCUUAAAGAGAAAAGCGCUCAACUGGAGCAAUUCCAGUCUUCUUUGCGUAUCCGUGAAACAGAAAACAGUGACCUUUUAGCAGAAAUGCGGGAGUUGAAUGAGGCGUUCAAAGGGCGUGGGGAUGUCAUAUCACGGCAGCAGGACAAAAUCAAAGAACUUGAAAACGAAAUUCGACAAACUGCUGAGAAAUUAUCAAAAAUUGAAGUGACAUUUAACGAAAAAGACAACGAAAUCAAACAGAAAGAAUUACAAAUAACAUCAAUGAACAAGGAGAUUGUAGGGGCAAAAGAAGAAGUAGCAAACCUUCUUGACCAAGCAAAGCAAAAUGAAAUUCGAAUAAAAUCUCUUUCUGACGAAAUGUCUACCAUGCGCGAAAAAUACCAAGAGUGUCAAAGUGAUGCAAUUUCGACCUCAACAAUUUCAAAAGUAGAUGAAGUAGCCCGUCUUCGUGAAGUAGACGAGUCUUUCGAGGAAAAGUACAAUAAACUUCGUGCCCUCGCUGUGAAAUUGAAAAAGAAGGUUCAGGAGCAGGCGGCUUACAUUACGACCCUUGAACGCGAUAGUCAAAAAUCGGGUGAGGAUAAAAGUGAAAUCACCACCAAACUAAAAGUGAAAAAUUUACAAGCUCUGCAAAAUGAAAAUGAUAAACUACUAGAUGAGGUUGAAAAGCUUAAAGCUGCAAAUCACGAUUACGAAAAGAAGGUAAAGUCCUUAGAAGCGGAGAUGUCUGACAUUAAAAAUUGCUCGAGUAAUGAAAAGAUGGACAAAACUAAGUUGGAUAAUUCCAUUAAAGCAUGCCAAACUCAGAUUAAGUCAUUGAAACAGGAGAAAGAAAGUAUGAAUCUAAUUCGUAAGGAAAUCGAAAAGGAGCGUGAUUCAUUGAAGACAGAACUUGCGAAGAAGUCCGAAGAGUUAGGCGCAAUGAAAACGCAAUGUGAUAAAUUGAAAUCAGAAAUUGAACGGAAAAAGUCCGCUGAAAAACAGAGCAGUGUCCUGAAUUUGGAGAUUGAAGCAUACGAAAAGUCAUUAAAUGACGCUACACAUAAGCUAGAGAAGAGCAAGAUCACGAUUCAAGAGCUCAAAGAAGAGGCGGAAAGUAAAGAGGCUACGAUAAAAGCAUUAAAUGCACAAAUCAAAUUUCUGGAGGAAAAUAUCGAGUCGGAGAAAAUGCAUUCCUUAGAGUUAAAACAACAAAUUGAUAUCCAGCAUGCAAAAUUCAAAGAAAGCGAGCACGAAAAAAUGGAGCUGCGAACGCAACUACAAGACAGAACACAAGAGUCUGAGGACUUCAAAUCAGAGGUUAAUUCGCUUCAACUGCAGCUUUCAACAAUUGCGAGUGAUCGAGAGAAACUUUGUUCAUCAUUGCAAGCUGAAAAAGAGAAAUUGCUUCGCAGUGUUCUCAGCUUGGAAGAAAACGUAGACGAGUAUAAAAACAGCCUUAGGACGACUGAACACGAACUGGAAGACUUACGCGCCGAAUACGCUAGUUACAAGAUAAAGGCCCAAUCGGUUUUGAGACAAAGUCAAUCGAAAGAGUCCAGCCGAGAACGAGAAUUAGAAGAAGAAUUGAACGCUUGUCACAAAUCGACUGAAACUUUAACAAUUAAAUUGAAAGCAGCAACAGACGCACUUGAAAGCAAUGAGAAAAAGAUUGAGGACUUGCGGCAGGACAACGAAAGAGUUCAAAGGAGAUGCAAAGAGCUCAUACAGGCGCUAGAAGAUUCACGCCUGCAAAACGAGCAACUUCUCGAAGACAAUCGAAAACAAUCUCAUGAUUAUCAGGAUUCACUCAAGUCACAUCGGCUCCAAAUCGAAACUCUAAACAAUUGUUAUAAAACCCAAAUUGAAGAUCUAGAGAAAAAACAUCAAAUUGAAUUGGAAGAACUACGUAAACAGGGUAUGCACCUGGCAAACAUGGAUAGCAAACUAACAUCACGGGUAGGACCUUUCGGUGGCCCAAAUAAACCUACAAACGACGAACAGAAAAUCGAUUUGAUUUUAAUGGAACGAGAAGAUGCUGAGGGUUCGGAAACAACAUCGACAGCUGCUACGAAACGAAAAAUAUCUGCAUCAAAAUCUAGACGAGAUUUUGUCCCACUCGAUGAACUACUCAAUUCACCGCUGGAAGACACGCUUAUUGAAGAUUUCCGAUCCGUUUCGCCUACUCUGGAGUUGCAACAGACGAAAGAGAAGCUUCAUGUGCAGGAAAGUCGGGUGAAGCAUUUAACCGCAUUGUUAGCGGAAAACGAACAGGAUUUGGCAAAACUCACACAACUGAACGAACUACUUAAGGAGGAAGUCCGACGACAAGAAAGAUCUAUGGAACGUGAACCACAUGUUCAAAAUUCAGAAUAUCUUAAAAAUAUCGUUCUAAAGUUCUUAACCCUGAACAGUGGAGAUGAGAGAACACGUUUGGUGCCGGUUCUUAACACAAUCCUUAAGCUAAGCCCAGAAGAAACCCAGGCUUUGCAGAAUGUGGCGAAAGGUGCUGAAAGUGUGGGUCGAUCGUGGGGCAGUUACCUUCCGAUUUGGUCAAACCACCAAUAAUAUACGAUCAAUAAAUUUGUGUGUAUGUUUUAUGUAAAAUUUUCACAAGUCCGUUAGUACUUUUAUAUUGUUACAUAGUUAUGGUAAAAUCGCAUUAAAAUAUUUUAAAUAUGUAUAUUAAAAUAAUUAUAUGUAAAUAUAAAGAAAGAUAGUAAACAUUAAGUUUAUUUAAUUCGAA
Molecule: messenger RNA, 4638 nt
Organism: Hermetia illucens (black soldier fly)
Lineage: Eukaryota; Metazoa; Arthropoda; Insecta; Diptera; Stratiomyidae
Gene: GCC185
Product: GRIP and coiled-coil domain-containing protein 2
Exons: 9
Coding region: 204-4460 (1418 amino acids)
Source: RefSeq, a predicted model, not a curated record